UAUCUAAGUUUGUUUCGGCCAUUUAUGAUGACACACGUACAUGACCGAAACAAAGAAGCAAACUACUACAAUUUUGUUGAAAUCAGUGGAAAAGUGUAUGCUCACCUUAAAUUUGAUCUCUAUAAAUACCCACCUAUAUACAUAACUAAUUCAGUAAACACUAGCUCAUAAAGCAUAAGAAAGAACAGAGAGAAACAAAAAAUGGAGUUUUUGGGAUCACAAAUGGUAUUAUGUUGUGUCUUUUGGUUGUUCCUAACAGGAAGCUUGGCACAAGAUGUUGGUACAAUUGUGACAAGUGACUUGUUCAACGAGAUGCUCAAGAAUCGAAACGAUGAUAGAUGCCCUGCCAAGGGCUUCUACACUUAUGAUGCAUUCAUAGGUGCAGCCAAUUCGUUUUCAGGUUUUGGUACUACUGGUGAUGAUACUGCCCGUAAGAAGGAAAUUGCUGCCUUUUUCGGUCAAACUUCUCACGAAACUACUGGUGGUAGCCUAAGUGCAGAUGGUCCAUUUGCCGGAGGAUAUUGCUUUCUUAGGGAAGGCAACCAAGUGGGAAGUGGAUUUUAUGGCAGAGGACCUAUCCAAUUGACAGGGCAAUCUAACUAUGACUUAGCUGGGCAAGCAAUUGGACAAGACCUAGUUAACAACCCUGACUUAGUAGCCACAGAUGCAACUGUAUCUUUUAAAACAGCAAUAUGGUUCUGGAUGACGGCACAAGGCAAUAAGCCAUCAUGCCACGACGUUAUCACAGGGCAAUGGACGCCAUCAGCAGCCGAUACAUCAGCAAAUCGACAACCAGGCUACGGUGUCAUUACAAACAUAAUUAACGGUGGAAUUGAAUGUGGCAAAGGACAGAAUCCACAAGUGGAAGAUCGGAUUGGAUUUUAUAGAAGGUAUUGUACCAUAUUGAAUGUUGCUCCUGGGGACAACCUUGAUUGCUACACCCAGAGGAACUUUGCUGAGGCCUAGGCUUAUGUUUUAGUCAUGGUGAUGACAGUAUAUAAAGUUAUGUCUGAAUAAAAGGGAUUCUGGAUGCCCAUUUAGAAUGGAAUAAGGAGAUAUGUAGUUUCUUAUUUUGUCUUCAGAAAUAAGAGUUUCUUGUUUAUAUA
Molecule: messenger RNA, 1106 nt
Organism: Solanum tuberosum (potato)
Lineage: Eukaryota; Viridiplantae; Streptophyta; Magnoliopsida; Solanales; Solanaceae
Product: acidic 27 kDa endochitinase
Exons: 3
Coding region: 202-966 (254 amino acids)
Biological process (GO): carbohydrate metabolic process; chitin catabolic process; defense response to fungus
Molecular function (GO): chitinase activity
Source: RefSeq, a predicted model, not a curated record